AUGCACCGCGCCUAUCAUCCGCUGCUCCCACCGAUUGCGAUUUUCUAUCUUGUGUGCUCAUUUGUGGGCGUCGUCGGCAACGGCAUCAUGAUUGUCGCGUUCCUCAAAUUCGGGCGUCUUCGCUCGCCAUGCCACUACAUGAUCACAAUGAACUGCCUUGCCGAUCUCCUUCACGUCAGCGGCCAUGUCGUUUUCGCCUACCACGUCCUUACCGGAGACAGCUGCUCCCAAAAGACAUGCUACUUCAUACAAUUCCUACCAUGUGUUGGAUCAUGCCUUGGAAGUCCGCUGAUCAUGGUUCUCGGAAUCGAUCGAAUGAUCUGCUGCCGAUUCCCGAGGCAAUAUCGCGAUUGUCUCAACGCGCCCUACCGCUAUACGAUCGCCCAAAUGGUCUUCCCGUUCGCGUUCGCAUCGACGUUAAUGUAUAUCGCGUUCAUCGAGAGGGAUCCGAAUUCGGACAACCAAAUCGCGUGCAUCAUUCCGAUGGCGAUGAGGAAUCGAGCAUUCGAAUAUUUCAACUAUGCCGGCGCGUUUGUGAAUCUCACUAUAAUUUGCUUAUACAGCUACACGGCUUAUGUAUUAUGGUGCCAAGAGGAUCAUGAAAAUUUGAAAUUGCGCUCGGUGUUCAAAUCAAUAUUCGCCACAAUGCUAUUCGUGAUGUUCGGCUGGGCGGUGACAUUCAUCGUCAACAACGUGUCGUUCCGAAUCUCGCUGGCCACCGACGUCGCCGGAAUCGUUCAGAUAUACGCCGGCAUUUCGGUGAAUCUCUCGCUCGUUUGCAACGUCUUCAUCUUCUAUUCGAUCAAUUCCGAUUAUCGCAAAUGCAUUCGACGGCUCGUUUUCACGAAAUUUGAGCCCGAUUUCGCACUAUCGGAAAUUCCAACAAUUUUUGUGAAAAAUUGA
Caenorhabditis bovis is the source of this 903-nucleotide messenger RNA. The record is from the annotation of a GenBank genome assembly. Lineage: Eukaryota; Metazoa; Nematoda; Chromadorea; Rhabditida; Rhabditidae.